UUUAAAGUGACGCAUGUUCCGGCCGCCAACACCAGCGGCGCUUUUUUUUUCGCGGCAAAAUGAAACGAUCGUCUGCUGAUUUAUUCCGCCAGCUAGCGCGUGACGUCACGUUGUAGUUGCAGAGAGUAGCUGCGGAUUACCUUGUUGAGAGGAGCAGCUCGUCGGCGACGAGCUCCGUUUCAUAAAGCUGACCGUCUGACGUCUCACGACUAUACAACCUGUCAAAGAAAACAAUGGCUCUGGUGACCGGAGAAAGCCUCAAAGCAGAGCUGGGCACGUUCGACAUCCCCUACCAAGACGACUCUGUCCUCGACAAGAUGGUGGCGCAGUGUAUUUGUAACAGGAUACAGGCAGUGGAGAUGGUCCAUGAGUGGGUGGCCUACAGCACCACCAAAAAUGGAGUACUACUCACCACGGACACCCUGGACCAUUUUGAUCAUGAGGUGUUAAGCAAGAAGAAUAAAUCUAAAAAAAGCCUCAGAAAAGAAGAAACUCAUAACAGAACCAGAGACAUCCACUCGCUACAGGACUUAAUCGAAGCUGAGGAAGAGGAGGAGAAUCUACUGGAUGCGUACUCUACUCCUGCCAAGGGUUCUCAGAAACGAGCGCUGACCACGCCUGAACACCCUCACUCUAAAAGAAGUGCAGCCUUGCUGUCCAGCCCGGGCUUGCUGCUGUCUCCUGCUCGCUUUUCUCCCAGCACGACACCCUCACAGAAGUACAGCCAGCGAGGAGGCAAAGGGGAGGUGGCGGUCUCAUUCGGGGUCGUGCAGGGCACCCGCUGGGCAAGCAGAAAGAACCUGGGUGCCGGCGUCCAGCUGCAGCUUCUGGAAGGGCCUGAAGACUCGCUCGGCUGCAGCUACAAGUACAUGUUCCAGAGGCUGCGCGAUGUUCGAAAUGUGUUGACGGAGAAGAUAGAAGAGCUUGGCGAUGACCUCAGGAAUCACUUCAACAUCGAAGAGUUUGCCCCCGUCUCGCUGCCCGCUCAGGACAGUAUAACAGUGUUGGGUCAGGUCUGCUGUGACAGUAAUGGCAAACUGAACGCACACUCGGUUCUGUUGGAGGCGGGGCCGGAGCAAGGCGGUCAGCUGGUACCUGUUGACCUAUCAGAGCUUAAAGAGUACUCCCUGUUUCCUGGUCAGGUGGUGGCGUUGGAGGGAAUGAACACGACAGGGAAAAAACUGAUGGCUUCCAAACUCUGUGAGGGAGUCCCUCUUCCUUUCUACUCUUCUGAGGUGAGAAUGGAGAUGGAUGAAGAGCCGGUGAAUAUACUGGUGGCAUGUGGACCCUACGCUCCCUCUGACAGCCUGACCUUUGACCCUCUGCUUGACCUAAUCAAUGUCAUUGUCAAGGACCAUCCUGAUGUCUGCCUGCUGCUGGGCCCGUUUGUGGACUCCAAACAUGAACAAAUUGAGAAAGCUCAGGUGACCGAGACAUUUGAGGACAUUUUCUCAAGAUGUAUUAAAAGCAUUGUGGAUGGCACCAAAAGCGUUGGCUGCCACCUGGUGUUUGUACCCUCUCAAAGAGACAUCCACCAUCAUUUCAUCUACCCACAGCCUCCCUUCACCCUGCCCAGCCUCAGCAAGGACCAGGCCCAGCGUGUCACCCUGGUCCCUGACCCCUGCACUCUGCUCAUUGACGGAGUGACUUUGGGCUUGACGUCCACUGACAUCCUGUUCCACAUGAGCGCAGAGGAGAUCAGCUGCGGCACUGGCUCGGACAGAUUUUCCCGCAUACUGAAACACAUGCUGACCCAGAGAAGUUACUACCCGCUGUACCCGCCUGUGGAGGAGGUGAAUAUGGAUUAUGAGAAGUUUCAGAGCUUUGCUCAAAUGCCGCUGACUCCCGACGUCCUCGUUAUUCCCUCUGAGCUACGCUACUUUGUAAAGGAUGUGGUCGGCUGUGUAUGUGUCAAUCCCGGACGGCUAACUAAAGGCCAGGUGGGCGGGACCUACGGCAGGUUGCUCAUUCAGCGCAGAGCUGGAGCCGAAGACGGGAGCCGAGUGAGCCCCUGUUUGGCAGCUCAGGUGGUGAAAAUCUAAAUCUGAAAAGGAAAUUAAGACUCUGGUGCGUGUUGACUGAACCAGGACCAGUUUGAAAGCAGCUUUGAACGCUGUGCUCUCGAGGCACAAUGAUGUAAAAUGUGUUUUUAAAAAUUAAUUCACCAUUUUGCCUAUGUCUAUUUUUACAUGACAAACAUGUCUGGUGGGGUCAUUACUGGGGCGGAAUAUCAGUCUGUCAAUAACGAUCUCUUUUCAAUAAAUAGUUUUUUGUAU
This is a messenger RNA of Cyclopterus lumpus (lumpfish), 2276 nucleotides long. It is a transcript of the gene pola2, whose product is annotated as polymerase (DNA directed), alpha 2. Gene Ontology annotation, biological process: DNA replication initiation; DNA replication. NCBI's taxonomy places the organism in Eukaryota, Metazoa, Chordata, Actinopteri, Perciformes, Cyclopteridae. The transcript is spliced from 18 exons. Gene Ontology annotation, molecular function: DNA binding. Gene Ontology annotation, cellular component: alpha DNA polymerase:primase complex. Bases 234 to 2042 code for a protein of 602 amino acids. The record is from RefSeq and is a predicted model, not a curated record.